UAUCAUCCUAUUAUUACCUGGUAUCUCAGUAGGUCAGGAUCAGGAAAUUAGACAAAAAUUUAUAGUCAAAACAUAGGUAAUCCUUAUAUUGAUGUUAAAGCCUAGAAAUGAAUUUAAAGUAGAUUUUAGUUAACUUUCUGAGGAAGUCAACAUAACAAUGAAGUGUCACGUUCCGGGACCUAAUGUUAAAGUUUUAGCAAGAACAGUACAUACCUUAGCUCGAUUUGGAGAUGAAUUAUACCUGGAGUCAUUACCCGACUGUAUAUUAUUGAGAACAUUGAAUGCAGCCGAAUCCGCCUAUGCGAUGAUUAAAUUUAACAAAAACUUCUUUUCUUAUUUUAACUACAAUUAUUACUCGACUGAAGAUAACGAAGGUCUGAAAUGCAAAAUAUCGAUGAAGUCUGCUUUAAACGCCUUUAAAUCUCCAGCUCACAUUGAUAAACAGGUAGAAAGUUUGGAAAUGAAAUUAGAUCUAGAAUCUUGCAAGUUAAUAUUUUGUUUGAAAUGCAAGCAUGGUAUAGUUAAGACACAUUUUGUAUCAAUAUUAGACUGUAAAGCGAUGCAGGCUGUGUACACUAAAGAUACAGUACCAAACAGAAUUACUUCACCUCAAAGAAUACUAAACGAAACACUGAACAGCUUCCAAACCUCUGAUGACCAAGUGACACUAGAGGCCACAACUAAGUCACUGGUAAUAAAAAAUUAUAUUGAUAGUAAUAUGGAUCUGACAAAAAUAAUUCGAACACAUGUAAGCUUAGAUCCUGCUGAAUUUGACAACUACAUCAUAGGAGAGGAAACCACUAUAACAUUUACAUUAAAAGAAUUCAGAGCCCUACUUGCGUUUGCUGAAGCAUUAAAUUUGCCGUUGCAACUGCAUUUUGAGACUACAGGUCGUCCAGCUGUAUUCAUAGUCCAUAAUGGAACUACUUUUGAAGCACAUUUUGUGUUAGCAACAUCUAAACCAGACAAUGCAACACAAGCAACAUCAACACAGAGCACUACGACAAAGGAAAGAAAUAAAAGAAAAGAUACAUGUAAUACUCAAGGCUCAGUAAAAAAGAAACGGCAUAUAGAUGUUGAAUUUUCUAAGUGCUUAGAAGAAGACUCUCAUCUAUUUAAUUUUGUUGAUAUCCCUGAUGAUAUAAAUCUUAAAGCUAGUAAUAAUUUAGAUAAUGUUAAAGAACAAAUAGACUUUGAUAAUGUUAUUCCAGCAUCUCCAACUUCAAGGACUAAGAUAAAAUCAGUAUUUAAGAGAUGUUUUGAAAGUACUUUUGAUCCAAAAAGUAUUCAAGGUGUCAUUUUAGCGGAAAAUUCAGACAGUGAAUAAAAAAAUAAUGUUUUUAAA
This is a messenger RNA of Bombyx mandarina (wild silkworm), 1345 nucleotides long. RefSeq names its product cell cycle checkpoint control protein Rad9 (gene Rad9). Gene Ontology annotation, biological process: mitotic intra-S DNA damage checkpoint signaling; DNA replication checkpoint signaling; DNA repair. The record is from RefSeq and is a predicted model, not a curated record. Gene Ontology annotation, cellular component: checkpoint clamp complex. Lineage: Eukaryota; Metazoa; Arthropoda; Insecta; Lepidoptera; Bombycidae.